Messenger RNA from Xenia sp. Carnegie-2017, 2817 nucleotides. RefSeq lists its product as uncharacterized. Gene Ontology annotation, cellular component: nuclear speck. Gene Ontology annotation, molecular function: transcription coactivator activity. The record is from RefSeq and is a predicted model, not a curated record. Gene Ontology annotation, biological process: Notch signaling pathway; positive regulation of transcription by RNA polymerase II. The transcript has 2 exons. Bases 168 to 2573 code for a protein of 801 amino acids. Lineage: Eukaryota; Metazoa; Cnidaria; Anthozoa; Malacalcyonacea; Xeniidae.
UACAGCUUGGGCGAACAAACUAUGUAGGACGUAAAACAGAUGAGCAAUAUUACAGGCUUUUUAAAGCUUUUUUCGUUUUAUGCUUUAACAAAUAGCAAUUUGCUCUUACAUAUGAUUGUGAUGCACUUACGUUGCGUAAAGUUUUUUCUCAUUUCUGUUUCCGAGCAAUGAGCGAUUGUCCUUCAAAUACGCCAAAGCGGCAAAAAAUUGUGGAACGCUUGAAACAACGAAUCGAUUGCUUUCGUAAACGUCACGAUAGCUGCGAAGCACGACUCGAAGAAACUCAUUCAUCAAGAGAACAAAAGCAACUAUUGGACAGUCGCAGAUGUCAAGAGAAAAUCUUAGAAAACAAAACAAAGAUGAACGGUAAAAUUCGUCCCGAACCAACAAGUAAAAUUGCCGUAAAACUCGAGGAAAAUGAGUGCAAAUCGUCUUCAAAUGCAGUAGGAAAGAGUAUGAGCUUGCAGUCGAUUCAGACGAAAAGAAAGCUCACACAAAAUGAUGAAACAGAUCGACAAAAUAAUGAAGAUUUAUCAACCACAGUACCAGCAAAAUACAGUCGCUUUGAGAACCCUAGUGAUGUUCAUUGCAACGUGACUCGUUUCAAUUCACUCGAUGACUCCGAGCAACAUAUCGCAUCUUCUAGCAAUACUAUUUCGUAUUCUACCAUUAAUGGCCAUACCUCUGAUUUUGUGAAACAAGAAAUCUCAAAAUCAUCAAUCUACACUAACGCGUCUUGUCAAAACAUUGAACAGACGCCAGCGCGAGUUUCGCAACAGUUCAACGGUCCUGAUUUUGCUAAAUCGACUUUCCCUAACCAUAAUCAAGUAAGUGAUACUUUAAGAGCUUCCGAUGAGGCUGUUAAGCAAGAAAGCAUUAGUGAGGAAAAGACAGGCAGUGCUGUUUUAUUAACACCUAACGGGUUUUUAAAUCCAAGUCGCACAAGAACAGACGAAAAUUUUCGGUUAAUGACAGACGGAGAUGGUAGUAAUGCUCCAUCAACUCGUGGUAAUGAUGACGAUCUUGAAAAUCAGCUGAGUUACUUUGAACGUGUUUUGCAAGGAAUUAAAAGCCGAGAUGAGAGUUCAAAUGAGGCAGAUGUUACUUCAAAUGACAGGAUGGCUAAUAUGCUUGGUUCGACUUUAGUAAAUAGUAGCUUGAGCGAAAUACCUGAAAAAAAAGCUAAUCAAUUAACUGUUGAUAAUAAUCCACUGGUACAAACUACUUCUUCUCAACAGUAUGGUAUUUCACGAUCUACAGCACAAGCACUGCAGCAAAGACUUGCUAGCAAAGUACGUUAUGAGAGAAGUGUGCCAUUAAAUACAAAUGUUGAACAAAAUAUCUUGGCAUCAACUGCAGCUACUAAUUCUCCAAGAUUAUCGUAUCCUCCAACACGACUUCAUGUUUUACAGCAGCUUCAAAGAAGAUCAAGUUUACACAUUUCAAGAAAAAUUCCUGGUACAACUACUCAAGCACUUCAGGCACGAAAUCCAGCAAUGACUUCAUUAGUUAAUAAUUAUUCAAUGCAAAAUAAUAAUGUUCAAUUUUCUGGUGUAGCAACUAAUCCCCAGCAGAAUAUAUCUGCUUUAUCACAUGCAAGUGGAAGGAUUCCCCAAAACCUGUUGAUGCGUCAGCCACUGCAGCAAGGACAAAUGCCUAGUCUACCUCGACAUCAAAUGAAUAUGGUUGCACAGCGGGUUGCACAGCAGCAAAAAUUACCAUUUGCCCAACAAAUAACUAAUGGUUUACCUUCGUAUUCUCAUGCACAACAAUUAUCAAGGUCUUCAGCUAUUGAUCAAAGACAAAAAUUUUCAGGUGGUAUUUCAUCAACACAAGUCAAUCAAUUGCAAUCCAGCCGGGCAUUAUCUCAUUUACAACAUUUUAAUCCACCACAAUAUGGAAAUCAUUCAGCUUUGCCAAAUCGACCAGUAAGAUUCCCAAGAGAAUAUUCUAGUUAUGCUUAUCAGUUCAAUCAGGAAAACAAAUUACAUUCACAUUUUCAAAGAGCAUCAAGCAUAGAUGAUUCUAUGAUGAAAGGUAGAUUCCAUGGCUUAGAUAUUAAUCGAAGAAAUACUUUUACCUUUCAAAGGAGUAGUAGUGUACCAAAUCAUGCCCACAACAGUGUUUUUAAUCAAUCUUCUCUCGUUCGACAUGAUCAAAGUAACUCAAACUUAUCAGACAUGAAUAAUAAUGGUAGUGAACAUAUGACCAAUCAAGACAUGACUCGGGUCCAUGCUGCACAAGCAUCAUUAAAUCAUCUAAAACGACAGUUUGCUGCACAGUCAAAUAAUAUUCAUACCAUUAAUGCAGAACCAUUAUACCAAACUAACAAUGGUAUGAUACAAAACCACAAACCACAAGUACCCAAUAACCUACAAACUCCAUUAUCAAAUUCAUUUUCAAACAUGCUUGACAUGAAAUCUACCCAAGAUAACUCUCUUUUCCCUAUUCUUGGUCAAGAAUUAACAAGUGGACCUGCAGAAAACUCAGAUAUCGACUCCUUAUUAAAAACGCAACCUUCAGAAUUUGACUUGUUGAACUUAUUACAAGAACCACAGAAAGCUUUACAGUAAUAGCUACAAAAAUGUUUUAAUGAUUGCCAUUUUCUCUUUAAUAUUUUAUGAAAUAUUGUACAUUUUAUAUCAAUACUAUUUUUAAUUGUAAAAUCUAACUUAUUGUUUUUGAAAAACGGCCUUCAGAAUAGGGAUUUUACAAAAUUUAAAAGUAAACUACUUGCCUAACAUGUAAUAGUGUGAACAACAUUCCUUUCAGGAAUUGCAUUUAAUGAUAUUGUAGCAAUAAAAAGAUUUAAUUAAA